Molecule: messenger RNA, 1725 nt
Organism: Lodderomyces parapsilosis
Lineage: Eukaryota; Fungi; Ascomycota; Pichiomycetes; Serinales; Debaryomycetaceae
Exons: 1
Coding region: 1-1725 (574 amino acids)
Source: RefSeq, a predicted model, not a curated record
AUGACUUCAGUAUUAUUCUACAUUCAAACAAGCUUCAUUCAGGUUCUGCAACACUUACAAAGUUUCGUCCUUCAUCAGUCUAAUCCAAGUUUUGUGCCACUGCAAAUCGGGUAUAGCUUGAGUAGAUUGUUAAUAGAAUCACCGCCAAGAGGAGUUAGUUUUUCAAAGUUGUGUGCACCUGGAGUAAAAAGUCUAUCGAACUUUGAUUCAACACUAGGUCUUCCUCAACUCCCACUGAUAGAAGAACAGACUGGCGAAGUGAUAGACUUGACCUAUUUGCUUAGAUCAAUGUUGGCGCCAUUUUUGGUUUUGUUUAUUUUCAAAGUUGUGUUUUCACGUUGGAGUCCACAAGGAAAUUUAGUUGAAGUUGAAUUGGAACCGUUGGAGAUGGGGACACUAGUGGAUGACGUCUAUGUUGAAAUUGAUUUCAUUCAUUCGUCUACAUUUAGUGAAAUCACACAACUCACCUUUGUUAAUGUAGGUGAAAUAUUGUCACCUCAGCUUACCACCAUAUCAAGUACAAAUAUUGAUGAUAGUUGUGAAACCAGUGAUGAAGGCGAAACGCCAAGCACGAGAAGUAAAGGCAAUGUUUUACCAGCGCAAUUAUCAACUGGACAAAUCCCUGUGAACAGGGAACACCGAAGUAUGUUUUAUUCUGUAGGCGAACAAGAGCCAUCAAUGGUGAAUUCGAGUUAUGCGAUGAUGAUGGCAAAUAAGUCUUUGCUUACAUUGACUAACGCAACAUCAAAUCAAGGUGUAAGUAAUGGCAGCAAUUACCAAGUCAGUCAAAGCAUUGUAGGAGAGGAAGUGAACUCACUGCAUAAUGAUGCUCCAUUCACAAGCAAUUCUGAGCAGGACCGAAUGCUAUCAAAUGAUUCUGAAUCUGUCCAUUCGAGACCACAUUGCUUGCUACAAAGCCAACUAACAGGUAAUAUCAAAAUUGAAAGUGUCAAGCUGGCGAGAGAGUCUGUACCCCAACCUUACAAAUUGAAAAACCAACGACAACUUCCUGAACUGAAUGAGCCAAAAAUUACCAGUAUAAGAAGAACACCCAACUCGACUGCAAAAGCAGCAAAUUUUGACUUGUCAAUGAAUACCAAAGCAUCCAAUUCUCCAAUAGAGGAAAUAAUAGAACCUAUAACCCCCGAGUUGGCGCCAGAUUCGCACUCAAACUACUCAAAAGCUACUUUUGAUCCAGUUGAUGAAAGGUCAACCUACUUCUACAAUCACAACCCAGAUUCUGUGUCAUUUCCCCUGUAUCCCUACUUUCACCACACGCCCUCACAGUUAUGGGAUACUCAGCCGUUAUUGAUUAAUUCAACAGCAUUGUCAACCAUUUCUUCAUCGUUUGUGUCAAGACAUAUUUACUCCAGAAGUUCUUCCUUCCAAAGAGCCUGUAAUUCCGGUGGAAUUACAGUCAAGAGUUUCAAUUUUGAAAUGGAUCUUGAUGGACAAACUCCAUGUGAGAGAUUGGUUAAUUUGGGUCGUCUGUUGCUGAUCCUGAGAAUAGGUACUGAUGAAGAGGAGGGGGGAGUGGACAAGAAUGAAGAAGCUGGAUGGAGUUAUUUUGUUGAUGAAGUGAGAAGGAAAGAGGAGCAGCUUUCAAAUACAAGAGGCUCCUCAGAUAAUUCAAAUGAAGUGGCCGGUGAUAAUGCUGCUAAUGUGACAAUUAAGCGCGAUUGGUUUAAUCAUCAUUUUGAGCCUCCAAUCUAUGCUGAAUACUAA